Messenger RNA from Ruditapes philippinarum (Manila clam), 4764 nucleotides. RefSeq names its product neprilysin-1-like. Gene Ontology annotation, biological process: protein processing. NCBI's taxonomy places the organism in Eukaryota, Metazoa, Mollusca, Bivalvia, Venerida, Veneridae. The coding region runs from base 108 to 1895 and encodes 595 amino acids. Gene Ontology annotation, cellular component: plasma membrane. Gene Ontology annotation, molecular function: metalloendopeptidase activity. The record is from RefSeq and is a predicted model, not a curated record. The transcript has 19 exons.
AUUUUAAAUAUCACCUAUACAAACUGUUCUAUUUAGAUUUACUAGAAAGUGACUUGGAGAACGAUGUAGAGGCAGUACGGAAAGCUCGAUAUUUCUAUCAGUCAUGUAUGAAUGAAACACAGAUUGAGGCACUUGGUAUCAGUGUAAUGACGGACCAUCUUGAUUCGAUUGGCGGGUGGCCUGUACUGGGCACGAAGCCCGGGGGUAACUGGAAUGAAUCUUCAUUUGACAUUAUGUCAGAUCUUGUUUCCAUCAGAUAUAGCGGCGUGUCACCUUUCAUCCAAGUAUUUUUAGGAUUAGACGAGAAAGAUAGUGGAAAACGCAUGAUAAAGAUAGGAGAGGCCAAACUAGGUUUGACCACCAGGGAUUAUUAUUUUAAUGCUGAGCACCAGAAUUUACGAGAUGCCUACUUAAAAUAUUCUAUCAAUAUAGCGACACUUCUUGGUGCUGACCCCGACACGGCAAACACUGAUAUGAAAGCUGUAUUUGACCUAGACAUGCAGCUAGCAAAUCUUAGCUUAACAAAAAUAGAGCAACGAAAUAGGGACGAUGCCUACAACAAAAUGACCAUUGAAGAAUUAGAACAUCAUUACCCAACACCGACGGAAGGACACGUGAAGAUGAACUGGCACGAGCUUAUUCAGGGAAUUAUGGGACUAGCUGAGGAAAAUAUAACAAUAGAAAAGUCAGAGCCUAUUAUACUAACAGUGCCGAAAUAUUAUAAAGAAAUCUUUAAAGUUUUAGAGCAACAAGAAGUCAGAACGUUAAGAAAUUACAUGAUAUGGUCAGUGGUGCAACAAUAUGUGCGGCGUCUACCAAAACGAUUUGUCGAUGAAUUAGCGGAAUAUAGAAAGGCUCAUGACGGUACGAAAGUUAAAGAAUCUCGCUGGAAAAAGUGUUCUCAUAGAACCACAAGAACUUUUGGUAUAGCUGCCGGUAGAUUGUUUAUAAAAGAAACGUUUGAUGAAGAAUCGAAACAAAAAGCAUUAGAUAUGAUACACGAUAUCCGAGAAGCUUUUAAUGAGCGUCUGAGUGAUUUAGAGUGGAUGGAUGAGCAGACGAGAGCUGUUGCUAAGGAAAAAGCUUUGCACAUUCGAGAGAAGAUGGGAUAUAUGAUUUUUAUUUACAGUGAGAUGGAAAUAAAUAAAGAUGAAUAUUUCGGCAACAUGCUCCGCAUUACAAAGGUUUGGACCAAAAAUGCACUGAAGUCUUUGAGAGAACCCUACAAGAAAGAAGAUUCAUGGUGGGAAACAGCCCCGGCAACAGUAAAUGCAUACUAUACGCCUUUGUUAAACUUAAUAUCAUUUCCUGCCGGGAUGUUACAGCCCCCGUACUACAGCAAGUAUCAACCGAGGUCUAUGAACUACGGCAGUAUUGGAUUCCUGAUUGGUCACGAAAUUACACAUGCAUUUGAUGAUGUAGGACGGAAAUACGACAAAGAAGGCAAUCGACGACAAUGGUGGAGUAAUGAGGCCAUUCAAAGAUUUACAAACAAAACCAAAUGUAUAAUUGACCAAUAUAACAAUUAUGUUAUGCCAUUGGCAAAAAUAAAUUUAGAUGGAGAAUAUACUCUAGGUGAAAACAUUGCCGACAAUGGAGGUGUUCAGCAAAGUUAUAAGGCAUAUCAAAACUGGCGACAGAAAAGUGAGACAAAAGAGCCGAGAUUACCUGGAGUUAACUUCACACAUAAUCAGUUAUUUUUUAUUAAUUUUGCUCAGGGCUGGUGUGGGGUAGCUACAAAAGAGUUUGAAAUAAACAUGGUACCUACAGACACGCAUAGUCCUGGUAGAUACAGAAUUAUAGGGACAUUACAGAAUAAUCAGGAAUUUUCCGACGUGUUUAACUGUCCAGUAGGAAGUUAUAUGAAUCCAGAACAGAAGUGCCAUGUGUGGUGAUAGUAGUUGUUAUAUACCAUUGUGCAGUGUAUGGUUUUUUAAACCAUUUUUGUUUGUGUUAUUCUAAUUCAGGCUUGACAAUUCGAGAUUUAAUCCGAUAUAGAUAUAAUUGAAGCAACUAAGUGUGUUAAACAUGCAUCUAGUGAUGAUUCUGAUUAUAUAAAUGGUCUACAUAUAACAAAUCAGAACAAAGAAAGGGACACACACAAAAACUUGUUUAAGAUGCAUGCAAUCUUAAAAUAUAACUUUUGAUAUGCAUAUGGAUAAAACAGAAGUGAUAAUGUGUAUAGAGAGAUUGAGAUUUGAUUUUACUGAGAAAUUAGUUUCAAUGUAAGAAUACCUGUAAACAUACGACUAUAUGUAAGUAUGAGUCGAGAAUUUGUCACCCAUUAGCAUUAUGUUUACCGAGUGUGUUGCAUAAAUUGGUGAACCUCCUAAAAUAUUAUGCAUGGAAGUAUAUUUUUAUGCAUUGAAUAUAAACAGGAUAUUUAAUUAGUACUCUUUUACUAGUAUAUGUUUAACAAAUUUUGUCAUGUUUCGCAACCCUCUGUGUCGUAUACAAUACACAGAUUAAAUAUGCGCCAAGAUGACUCAAAGGAACAAAUAUUCUGGAAAUUGUAGAUUCCUCGAAAGAAUGUUCUUUAUUUCCAAAGGACUAGAAAAUUACAACAACACAACUCUGACAAUAUGUCAUGGAAAAAAUAAUCUGGAAAAGGGGAGAUCUUCGGGAGCAAUGAAGUAACAGUUGCAAAGUCAGUCGGAUUGAGUUCACGUGAGAAAAUCAAUAGUGCAACAUCUUUUACGCCCCCUAGCACCGGCUUAAGCAAACCAGCGUUUUAGCAACACAAGCUUUUAUGCAGCGGGAAGUGACGGAAAUUGACGAACAUACACGAAUACCUCAAACAUUUUUACCGAUGGCGAUAUUAAUUAUUGAAAAUUGAAGAAAUGCAAGCUUUUAAAAAUGAGAAUGUGAAUAGAGAAAAACAAUUCAUAAAAAAAUAAAUUAUUAUGUAUUUUUCAUUCAUUUCAGAAAUCAGGUUUUCCUCUCAUUUUUUAGAAUAAACUUUACUAUCAUUCUUUGACUUCACAUGGGAUAUUAUUUCUUAUUUUAAAAUAGGAUUCUUCUUUUUAAAUAGGACUGUUCUCCCAUUCUGGGUAAGAGAAUUAUCUCCCAAUGUUAAGUCCGAUGAUAGAUACAUAUAAAUAAAUAAACUAUUUAACCACUAAUACAACAUAUUUAUGAUAUUAUGAAAUUGCUGGUUUUACCCAUGAUUUUUCUCGUUGAAGUUUUUAUCACAUGUUUGUUCGUUUUGUUUAUUUUUGGCCGGGUUGCAUUGGUGCAAACCCGGGUUAAAGUAUCUGCAUGUCGGGCGGGCGGGGAAAAAUUUUCGUGACAGUUUUCUCAGCAACUACUUAUCACAGCCCCUUGAUAUUUGGUAUACAGCAUCAUCACAUGGUCCCAUAAUAUGGGAUUUGAUUUCAGGUCUGUCGCUCAUCCACUUCCUGUUUGCCAACUUAGUUAAACUUUCAACAGUAAUGGUCAAUGGUAGGAAAUUUUCGUAACAGUUUUCUCAGCAAGCACUUAUCACAGCCUCUUGAUAUUUGGCAUACAGCAUUGACACAUGGUCCCAUACCGUGGGAUUGGAUUUCAGGUCUGUCGCUCAUCUACUUCCUGUUUAUCGACUUAGUUUAAUUUUCGACAUUAAUGGUCAAUGGUAGGAAAUUUUGGAAACAAUUUUCUCAGCAAGCACUUAUCACAGCCUCUUGAUAUUUGGCAUACAGCAUUGACACAUGGUCCCAUACUGUGGGAUUUGGUUUCAGGUCUGUCGCUUAUCCACUUCCUGUUUAACAACUUAGUUAAAUUUUCGACAUUAAUGGUCAGUGGUAGGAAAUUUUCAUAACAGUUUUCUCAGCAACUACUCAUCACAGCCUCUUGAUAUUUGGCAUACAGCAUUGCCACAGGGUUGCAUACGGUGGAUUAGAUUUCAAGUCUGUCGCUCAUCCACUUCCUGUUUAACGACUUAGUUAAAUUUUUGACAUUAAUGGUCAAUGGUAAACAUUUUUUGUAACAUCACAGCCUCAUAAUAUUUGGUAUACAAAUGCAACCCGGCCUUUUCUGUCUUUGACCCAUUUUUUUUAAUUGGAUAUCCUGUGGAUAUAAAAUAUCAUUUGUGUAAUAUAUUGGUAUAUCCAAAUACAGGCUUAUAAGCCAAAAAUGUUAAAAUUCGUUUGAUAUCACAUGCCAUGGUAUUUAAAAAAAGCCGAUGAGGUUUCAAAUUCCCAUGGGAUAACCUACUUCAAUCGCUUAUGCAGGUUUUUUGUUAUUUCACUCGAACUUGAGUCUAAAAAGAACAAUUCAAAAGCCCCAGAAAUGUUUCUCUAAAGCUUUGUAAUUUUCGUGCCCUUUUUGAAUUUUAAAAAAAGAUACUCAUUGGCUAUUUACCUAAACCAUUUAUUAUUCGUUUCUGAGUCAUAUUGUUUAGCACUGGUUUUAUUCUUCUAUAGGCACGCUUUUCGUGUUCCAUUAUCCAAGUGCAUCUAUUAUAUGAUUCUUCUACCAUCAGAUUUGGCAAAAAAAUAAAAAUUAGCAGAUGCCACGUUAAAUUAAAAUUAUUUUUUAAAAGGUUGCAUUUUAACCAAUCAAGAGACGCGAAAAAAACAAAAUAUGAUAAAAACGGUAUAAGAUAAGAAAAAUGCGGUCUUUUCUCGAGUUAAAAUAGUUUCACUAAAUGUAUCGAUUUUCACCUACUUUCCUUAAGAGUGCCUCAUUUGUAUUGAAUUUAAUGUAUUGUAUUUAAUUGUCCAUUCAAUAUUUGUAAUUGUUUAUUUAUAUUUUUGAAAAAUAAAGUGUUCUACAGAAAAAUCACAA